GCAAAGCGAUAUUCAGAUUAUAGUCAAAUCAUUAGAGACUCUUUCAGAGCAUACCUCUAUCUCUCAUAGUAAAUAUCCAGUAUCCUUGUUGUGAAAAUCGAAAUCAUCGAAAAUGCGUGCAUUCGGCGAUUGCUUAGUUCUGGUGCUGUUCGCGACAAUUCUGGUCGGUACCAGCGGUAAUCCUAUCGACGAUGAGAGCAUCGUAACUCUGGUAGCAGCAGGACAGCCGUUAUCCCUGUUAGAUGUCGAAACCCAGCAAGGACAUGAGAACGAAGGCGAUCGUUUGGCACGCCAUCAUGGCUAUGGUGGUUGGGGUGGUGGCCACCCUAGGGGUUAUGGACAUGGUGGUGGAUAUCACGGUCAUCGUGGUGGUCAUCGCGGUGGUUAUUACGGUUGAAACGUAUUCUAUUUUUAUAUUUAAAUUUUGAAAUUAUAACUGGGAUACUAUAAUGCCAUGAAAUAAAAACGAAAUUUGUGUGUGAUGCUAUUCCGAAAAUAAUUUUAUCAAUUUUAAACGUAAUUAUUUAAAUGAAAUAAAACUAAGGAUGUGUGGUGAAAUAAUUAAUAAUAAUUGUGACAAAGUGUAAGUUAAUUGGCAAACCUUGGAACAAUAAAACGAUCUGCGGAGAACAAAGGAACGAAUUGGUCAAUU
Molecule: messenger RNA, 652 nt
Organism: Zeugodacus cucurbitae (melon fly)
Lineage: Eukaryota; Metazoa; Arthropoda; Insecta; Diptera; Tephritidae
Product: neuropeptide-like protein 32
Exons: 1
Coding region: 113-397 (94 amino acids)
Source: RefSeq, a predicted model, not a curated record